Molecule: messenger RNA, 336 nt
Organism: Microthlaspi erraticum
Lineage: Eukaryota; Viridiplantae; Streptophyta; Magnoliopsida; Brassicales; Brassicaceae
Source: the annotation of a GenBank genome assembly
AUGAAGCGCGCAUCCGUCGUUGUUGCCAAGAGAAGGGCUUCAUCUGGGACGCGCAACUGCUCCACCCUGAGUGAGAGAAGGGGAUAUGUGCGCACACCUGCUUUCACUUUGAGGUCCCUUGUUGCGAAAGGGGCAUUGGCGUGUUUGGGAUGGAAGAUUGGUAUCUGGUUAGCCAGCCUCCGAUUCGAUUCAGGAUGGGAGGAAGCUGUACAGCGUCAUGUGACAGUGGAAAACAAUAUGCGUAUGGAGAAAGAACGUCUGGAAGCCUCCCGAAUCCAGCUGCGAGAGUACAUGGAGAAAUGUGGUGCGGCACGGACAAGGAAGAAGAAGGAAUAA